Labeo rohita (rohu) is the source of this 1345-nucleotide messenger RNA. Its product is annotated as gastrula zinc finger protein XlCGF7.1-like. Gene Ontology annotation, molecular function: DNA-binding transcription factor activity; RNA polymerase II cis-regulatory region sequence-specific DNA binding. Bases 98 to 889 code for a protein of 263 amino acids. Gene Ontology annotation, biological process: regulation of transcription by RNA polymerase II. The record is from RefSeq and is a predicted model, not a curated record. Lineage: Eukaryota; Metazoa; Chordata; Actinopteri; Cypriniformes; Cyprinidae. The transcript is spliced from 2 exons.
AGCAAUCGCUGAACAGCAGCUGUAAAUGUUGGAAAGAAACAAACGAGGGUUUUCUGCAGGAACACCUGACAUCUUCAAGACAUGUUAGUAUGAGGACAUGAGUGAUACAGAAACCUGCAGAAUGAAUGAAGAUGAUCCCAAGCAACAAACAGAUCUGUUGGGAGUUAUUGAAUUGGAGGAUAUACCUAAUCAUUUUUUAACUGGAGAAAAAUCUUCACAGACUGAAGAUAAUUUUUCUCAGAAAAGUGCUUCUAGAGCCAGAUCCAUCCGUUUUCUCCCCUGCCCUCACUGUGAAAAGAGUUUCACACGUAAAGGAGAUCUCGACAGACACUUGCGAAUCCACACGGGAGAAAAGCCGUUCACCUGCGUUCAGUGCGGGAAGAGCUUCACUCUGGCGGACGGGCUGAGAAAACACCUGCGCUCUCACUCCGGAGUCAGAUCCUUUCACUGCCACCAGUGUGGAAAGGCGUUUAUUUUACCGUCGCACCUGAAAAGACACAUGAUCAUUCAUGCAGAUUUCAAACCGUACUUGUGUUCUCUCUGCGGAAAGACUUUUUCUCAGCUGGACUGUUUGAAGAAGCAUCAGAGGACGCACAGCGGCGCCAGACCUCACGUCUGCUUCGAAUGCGGGAACGCUUUUAAUUCAGCCGACACUUUGAAACGGCACCAGAGGAUUCACACCGGAGAGAGACCGUACACCUGCUCCGACUGUGGGAAGAGCUUCACUCAAUCCGGACACCUGAAACAACACGAAAGGGUUCAUACGGGACAGAAGCCGUACUACUGCUCGUUUUGCGGAAGGAGUUUCAGCACAUCGAGGAAUCUGCCGGCUCAUAUGAAAAAACAUCGGCCAGACGCUUAUCAAAUAAACCAAGAUGAUGAAAACUGAUGCAGCGAGAUCUGGAAAAAAAGAGACUUUAUUGCACUGAAAUCACACUGGAUUUUUCUUAUGCAUGUCUGUAAAUUAAGAGAGUUAGACAUUUACUGAAAUAUAUUAUCAUAUUAAAUAAGACAAGUUCGGUCAUUUUAGAGAGAGAGAGACAAAAUAAUUUAGCUUUAUUUUCACUUCUAAAAUACAGGGGGAAAGACUCAUCAUAUGGCGGUAUUUUUCAUUUAUAAUUUAAUUUAUUUAAAUUAAAAACGCUUUAUGAUCAUUACAGAAGUUUUAUUACAGUAUAUACAGUAAUAUUUAUUUAUAGUUAUAUUAUUGGAAGUAAAAUUAUUAUAAGUUUUUUCUUACACAUAUACUAACUGUGAAUAAUUUGUUGUGUUGUUAUGAUAUUUUCCAUUUUUUUAGCGCGUGAUAUUAAAAUGUUUUUCCUGAAAAUGUAAAUAAACUCAAUUU